Danio rerio (zebrafish) is the source of this 854-nucleotide messenger RNA. Lineage: Eukaryota; Metazoa; Chordata; Actinopteri; Cypriniformes; Danionidae. The record is from RefSeq and is a predicted model, not a curated record.
CUAAAUCUUUCUCUUUCUUCCAGGCUCAAUGGCUUGUAUUCCCCCGGAGUUCUAUCAGAAGGGAAGGUUCCACGCCAAGCCUGCAAUCAUGUACUCUUUAGGCAAACUGUUGUUCAGGAUGCUGUGUGGACGCUACCCUCAUAUGGAGCUCCACAAGAUUGUCAAAAGAACCUGGCAGCCUGAAGACCUAUCCAAAGAAGCCGUAGAUCUGAUCUGCUCGUGUCUGCAGAGUAAGCCAGACAAGCGGCUUUCACUUGACGAGAUCCUUCACCAGAGGUGGUUCCAGGUCUUCAUCCUGAAGCCAAACAACAGACGAAAAGAUUAAGAAGAUCAGAACAUCCAGCCUCUUCAUCCAGCCGUCAACACCAAACUUCUCCUCUUCAUCGAUCCACUAACACCGAACUCCUCCUCUUCAUCCAGCCGCUAACACUAAGCUCCUCUUUUAUAUUCAGCCAGAAACUCCGUCAAGCCACGAACAUGGGGCAGUUUGUGGCUUUACGAAGAGAAAAGGCUGAAUGGGGCUGGUGUUUGUGGUUGUGUGGGAAGGAGGAGCUGUUUGGGGCCGGUGUUUGUGGUUUGAUAAAGAGGAGGAGCUGAAGGGGGCCGGCGUUUGUAUCUGGAUGAAGAGAAGAAGAUUUUUGGUUUAUUUUUGGAGAUUGUAAAUAAAUGCUUGUUCUGUAUGUAAUGAAUAAAAAUGAAUACUUUUCACAUAUAAAGUGUUUUCAUUUCGUUCAAUAUUAACUUAAUGCACUCCUAUAGUUAAAGUGUUGAACUGUCCUGUCUUCACCUAGCAGUUGAGGUUGCCAAACAAUGGCGUUAUAUUGUUUCAGGUUUUACAAAAUGGCACAGUGAUG